AUGUCACGCGUAGUCCUUCCCGACGAACUUAUCUCAGAAGUCCUAUCAAGCCUUCCGGUGAAAUCUAUUUUGCGAUUCAAAUGCGUCUGCAAAUCAUGGGAAUUCCUCGAUUCCGAUCCUUUCUUCAUCGAAAAGCAACUUCAACAAUCACAAAAAAGAAACAUGCAUCUGGCGCUGAUCUUGUGCAAGAAUUCAUGUACUGCUUCCUAUUAUUACGAUAGGGACAGUUCCGUGGUACCCUUUCCUCUCAACAGGUUACUUCAUAAUCCAUCCAUAACCAUCACCGUUCUCCCUUCGUACAGAUUGAACUACAAACGCUGCUUCCGAGUUAUCGGUUCCAUCAAUGGAUUGCUCUGUUUGUUUGAUUCUUAUAUAACUACUUCUACUCCAUAUGGUUCUCGUGAUCGAAACACCUCGUUUCGUCUCUGGAACCCCGCCACCAAGAAAAUAUCUCAGUUUUUAGGCAAUCUUACUCAUCCAGAUAGCCAUGCUUAUUACUCCCACGAAGACCGAUCUAACUAUCUCAGGUUCGCCUUUGGUUAUGAUAAAUCAACAGACACUUAUAAGGUAGUGGCAUAUUGUCCUAAUCAGGUGAAAAUUUUCACCUUUGGUGAUAAUGUUUGGAAAAAUAUUCAAUGUUUUCCAAUAGUUCCUUUCUAUCAUGUCGCUAUUGUUCGUCAUACAAACCAGCGUGUGAACGAAGGCGUGUAUUUAAAUGGCACUGUUAACUGGUUGGCCAUUCCAAAUUCUGAAUAUUUUUGGAGGAAAUACGAAGCCGAAGAUAUUCCGAGAAUAGAUCAAUUUGUGAUUGUUUCGUUGGAUCUGGCUAUGGAGACAUACCUCCACUUGCUUCCGCCUUCAGGUUUAGUUGAAGUCCCAUCUAUUUUGCCAACUAUUGCCGUGUUGAGGGACUGUCUUUGUUUUUCAUAUCAUAUUGAGAGCACCCAUUUUGUUAUAUGGAUGAUGAUGGAAUUCGGAGACCAAGAGUCUUGGACUCAAUUUCUUAAAAUUAGUUAUGAUGAUCUUCAAAUUGAUUAUGAUUCUCGAAGGUAUAAUUAUGACUAUAUGAUGUACCCGUUGUGCCUUUCUGAGGACGGUGAAACAAUUGUAUUAGCAAACAGUCAUGAAGAACAGGCAUUUCUCUAUAAUUGGAGAGAUAAUAGAGUAGAAAAGACUAGAAUUACAAACAAUGUUUUGUGGAUGUUUUCCCUAAAUUAUAUCGAAAGCUUGGUUACGACGGGUUGA
This is a messenger RNA of Lathyrus sativus (Indian pea), 1245 nucleotides long. The record is from the annotation of a GenBank genome assembly. Lineage: Eukaryota; Viridiplantae; Streptophyta; Magnoliopsida; Fabales; Fabaceae.